Molecule: messenger RNA, 1125 nt
Organism: Actinia tenebrosa (Australian red waratah sea anemone)
Lineage: Eukaryota; Metazoa; Cnidaria; Anthozoa; Actiniaria; Actiniidae
Product: matrix metalloproteinase-9
Cellular component (GO): cell surface
Molecular function (GO): heparin binding
Source: RefSeq, a predicted model, not a curated record
UUCAUUUGGCUAAGCUUCAAUUUGUUCUUUGCUGCGGAAAGCUAAAGGAAUAAGUUAACUGCUCUACAGGUACCACUGACGCUUCGUAGACAACAUGGCUCAUUGGAAUUUUGUUCUUUUCGCUCUACUGCAAAGUGUGCUUGUCACUUCUCUUGUUUCAGGUCAAAUGACGACCUCAGGAGAGAACUGUACCUUUCCAUUCACAUACCGUGAUAUUGUGUACAACAGCUGUACUACCAAGAAUCACAAUCGUCCUUGGUGCUCUACAACAGCAAACUAUGACACAGAUAAGAAGUGGGGCAACUGUGCAGGUUUCGCAAAGUCUGGGGUGGAGACAACUAGAGGAGAGAGUUGCGCCUUUCCUUUCAUUUACCGUGGUGUGGUGUACAACAGCUGUACUACCGCUGUUCACUUUCUUCCCUGGUGUUCUACAACAGUCAACUACGAUAAAGACAAGAAGUGGUCGAAUUGUGCAGGUUUCUCGUCUGGUGUAAGUACAGAAUCAGGAGGUUUCUGUGUGUUUCCCUUCACAUACAAAGGACAAGAGUACAAAAGUUGCAUUACCAAGGGUAACAAACGUCCCUGGUGCUCUACAACAGCGAACUACGACAAAGACAGGAAGAAUGAUACCUGUAAAGGAUUUUUUAUAGAUGAUUCAAGAACAACCUCGGGCGAAUACUGUGCCUUCCCAUUUGUCUACAAAGGGCAACACUACAAUACUUGGACAUUAAAGAAUCACGAUCGUUUUUGGUGCUCUACAACGACCAACUACGACGAAGACAAGAAAUGGGGCAACAUUCCAUUUGGAAAAGGAGAACCUGGUCAACGCUAACAGUCAUUCAGGAGUCCUUGAAAAGUGGAUCACUUCAUGAUAAACGAAAAAAACUCAAGAAUCAAAGUUUUAGGUAGACAGCUUUCUAGGAAGACUAUCGACUCAAAUGGUUUUCUCUUUUGAGCCCAGAGAUUGGACGAUGCGAUUUUGAGUCUGAAUGUGAUUGGUUAGGUGAGGAAGCCAUUUAAAAGUCGGGGUUGUUUAAUUGCCAUUAUAAACUACAUUAUCAUUAUAGAAGAAAAGCUUUUAGUAAUAUUGGUCAGAUUUGAAAUAAAUAGCAUUGAAAAAAGCCA